CCAGGGCUGCCCGCCGGUUGCCCGUGUAGCUUCCACGCAGAGCGGGGGGUGGGUGAGCGUUUUCAUCGCACUGGGUUUCUCCUACGUCCCUAACACGCCCCGCUUCCCCCUUGGAAAAGCGCCUUGUUUUGCCUCGCCUUCCCUUUUAAGUCAGGCACAUCUUCUGGCGCCCUAGUCCGCGCCCAAGCGAAAGAAGGCCCCAUUCUCCCAAAAUGGCGGCGCCGGCCGGUUACCGUGGGGCUCUGCGCGCCGCUAGCUUAGAAGGCCCCAAAGAUGGCGAUGCUGGCGGAGCCCCGUAAAAAGCAGAAGUGGUCUGUGGAUCCUAGAAACAGCGCUUGGAGUAAAGAUGAAUCCAAAUUUGGCCAGAGGAUGUUGGAAAAAAUGGGAUGGUCCAAAGGAAAGGGUCUUGGGGUUCAGGAACAAGGGAGCACAGAGCACAUCAAGGUUCAAGUGAAAAACAACACACUUGGUUUAGGAGCAGCCAUAAAUUAUGAGGACAACUGGAUUGCUCAUCAAGAUGACUUCAACCAACUUCUGGCUGAACUGAAUAAUUGCCAUGGGCAAGGUGAAUCAGAGCCCACUAGCGAACAGAAGAAGACAUUCAAUCUUGAAGAGAAAUCCAGAUCCUCCAGGAAACGUGUUCAUUAUAUGAAGUUUGCAAAAGGAAAGGAUCUCUCUUCGCGCAGUGAAGAUGACCUGUCCUGCAUUUUUGGGAAACGACAGAGUACAAAAACUGAGGAGGACAACACCUGUGCAGAUUCUCCAGAAGAGGACAGAAAAGAAGACCUUGAGAUGCCCAAUUCAGUGGACCAUAGUAAUACAGUGACCAGCACCAUGACGGUGCAAGAGUAUUUUGCAAAGCGCAUGGCAAAACUGAAGAAAUUCCAGAAUGAACCAGAGAGUGAGUUAGUGAAUCCUGGCACGACUACAGCUGAAGACUUAGAAUCUUCACAAGGACUGAAAACCAAAUCCAAAAAGAAAAAGAAAAAGAGCCAGAAAAAUGCUGAGGCAGCGAACAUGGACGGUUACGAAGAACCAAAGGUGAAACGCUCCAGAACAGCUGGCGCGUGGGAAGAAGAACUGGAGACAGCAAACACUGAAUACCAACCAGGGAAAAAGAAAAAGAAAGCUAAACAUCAACGCAAAGGUGAAGAUGUCAGUUGUGUUGGAAAUUCUUGUGUUUUCCCAAGGAGUGGAGAAAUUUACCCUGGAACAGCUGAUGGGGAAAAUCUUGGUGAAGAAGCCUCUGAGACAAAGCAAAAGAAACCAUAUAAGAAAAAACACAAAAAGCAGAAAAAAGAGGCAGCGGAGUAUGUCGACGGGAUGGAGAGGAAAAAGAAGAAACGUUUAAGUUAACUUAGCAGUGUCUUGGGCUUCGGAAAUAGUUAGACGUUGACAUAUUGAAUGUGAAGCCUUCUGUGAAUGCCAGCCAGACAUCAAACUGCAGUUCAUCCCAUGUGUAGCGCUCUGUCUCUGUCAGUACUGAAACCUCAGACUCUUUAAACACAGCUCUCGUUGGCAGGGCGGGAAUACAUUGCCCCAUCAUAGGUGGGGAUGAAGCAUGCUAUUAACUGUUGUAGGAAACAGUGCUGUGGGCUAGGCUUUCCCCAAGUCUACACAGCAUGGCUGUGUGACAACAGUGCAUAAAUGGAGUUAGGCUCUGCUCACAUAAUCAGCAGUUAGCCCCCCCUCCCCCCCCACUCCCCUCAGCCAGCAAGAUCUAUAUUUUAGCACAGUGGACCUGAAUCUACUGUCACUUACACUGGUAUCAUUUCACACAGUUGCUAGUGUGAGACAAGAACAGGACUGUGUUAUAGUAGAAAAUGCCUACAGAUCACUACCCACUACCCCAUCCACUGAACUCUUCCCAGCCUUGCAAAAAUUUAAUUCAGUUGCAUUUUUUAUCAUCCCUGUUUUCUUUUGUGCCAGUGCAGUUGCCUUCUGAGAGUCUGAGCAUGUACCAUAUAGAUGUGUAAACCUUUUCAUUGAUUUCCUUUAGUAGCUAAAAUGAAUUUUGCUUCCUCUUAAAAUGCCUGCUCUAAUUAAAGGAUUAUGCCCAUGUGUCAGUGCAGGAGAAUGGAACGAAAUAGUUCCUUUUGUUCCCUAGCCAGAAGUUAACUAUUGCAGGGUAGGUAUUAUGUUACAGAGCUACACAGGAAUUUUUUUUAGUCGCCUCGUCCAUGUAGCCUAACUUUGACUUUCAGGCCACAAUUCUGGUCUUUACAUUGACCCAUUCCGCGUUCAAAAAGUCACACUUGAGGAGCUUGGUAUGUGGCAUACCUGUUAGCAAAAAAAUGUAUACAAAUGUAGCUGUUCGCAUGCAUUGAGGGAAGGAGUUGCCGUUUGUACAAGGAAAACCUAAAUGAGUACAAUUUAGCUAUUUAAAUUUAUUUAUUUUUAAAAAUUGGCUAUACAUUUAAAAUGGAGGACAGCUUGUGUUGGGACACAUGGCUCUUGUGGAGAAGUUUUGUAUACAAGCGUAAAUGUUGAGGACCAGAUUCUGGCGUACUUACUCAGAUAGAGUGGUAGCAUCGCCAAGAGAUACUAGAGUGAGUGUGGCAGAAUCGGGGCCUAAAGAAGCAUUUUCCCUUGGACCCUUUUACAAACCUUGAGCCUGAUUCUGAUUUCAUUUACACCAGGGAGGAACUCCAUUGAAGUCAGGAGAGUUACUCUGGAUUUAAAUCAGUGUAACCGUGUAGAGCUUGGCUUUUAAUAUUGUUUUAUUACAGCUGUGCAUUUGACUCUGGGCCAGAGUCUUUUUAUUUCACCACUCUAAAUCUGGAGCAACUCCACUGGCCUUGUCCUGACAGAUAAAAAGGGAGGGCUUGUUUUUUUUUUUUAUUGUGUUAGCGUAAUAUGAUUGAAAACCCCACUAAGAUGCAGGCUAACAUGUAUGAACCUGCAAUAACUGGCCUUGCUGUAGCCUGAGAGAAGCCUACGCUGCAACACGGCCCAUUAACGUUGCUUCAGACCUGUUAACCUUCAUCUCAGUGGGCCUUUGCAAUUGUAUCAAGUUAACAAAACUGAAAAAUGCAGCCUCUUUGCCCAUCCGGACGCAGCCUGCUGAGGGAUUACUCCAGAUUUACAUCAGUGUAAUAGCAGAUUUUGGCUUUCUCUACAUUCCACACUGUACCGUUUGGCUUUUAAUCCCUGUAACAUUUACUUUUCAAUGCAAUGCAAAUAUUGGCCAUCAUGAUGCUGCUUUGGCUGGUGCUGCUACAUGGCUUUUUUAAGCAACAUGUCACUUACACAGUGUGAGUCUACUACAGAACUCCAAAUAAACUGUAGUCCUGAGGCAGAAAA
Molecule: messenger RNA, 3303 nt
Organism: Dermochelys coriacea (leatherback sea turtle)
Lineage: Eukaryota; Metazoa; Chordata; Testudines; Dermochelyidae
Gene: PINX1
Product: PIN2 (TERF1) interacting telomerase inhibitor 1
Exons: 7
Coding region: 274-1356 (360 amino acids)
Biological process (GO): regulation of ribosome biogenesis
Cellular component (GO): nucleolus
Molecular function (GO): telomerase inhibitor activity; nucleic acid binding
Source: RefSeq, a predicted model, not a curated record